Messenger RNA from Rubroshorea leprosula, 2987 nucleotides. The record is from the annotation of a GenBank genome assembly. NCBI's taxonomy places the organism in Eukaryota, Viridiplantae, Streptophyta, Magnoliopsida, Malvales, Dipterocarpaceae.
ACCAAAAAAAAGAAAAAAUCGUGGUUGCCGCAUGACUUCCACUGCGUCUUCCAAUUCCAAACUUCCACCAAAGACUUCUGUUCCUCAGUCUACUCAGUAUCACAGGCUACACUCCCUGAAUUGGACCAUCAAUUGGCCGUCAAUGGCGGCCCCGGAGAGCUCGACGGCGACUACAGCAGUCAAUAACACCUUGCGACACGCUUUUGGCAACGUUCUCUCCUUCUUCAUUCUCCUUCUGAUUGGAGUUCUUGCUUUCUCGAUCCGCCUCUUCUCUGUUAUAAAGUACGAGAGUGUUAUUCAUGAAUUCGAUCCUUAUUUCAACUACAGAGUCACUCAGUUUCUAUCGAAGAAUGGGAUAUAUGAAUUUUGGAAUUGGUUUGAUGAUCGAACCUGGUAUCCCCUAGGUCGUGUGAUUGGUGGAACUGUGUACCCUGGGUUAACCUUGACAGCAGGCACCAUAUGGUGGUUCUUGAAUUCUCUGAAUAUUCCUCUUUCUGUGGAGACUGUUUGUGUGUUCACUGCACCUAUAUUUUCUGCUUUUGCAUCAUGGGCAACUUAUCUUCUAACUAAGGAAGUAAAGGGAUCUGGUGCUGGACUGACAGCUGCCGCCCUUCUUGCCAUGGUUCCAUCAUAUAUAUCACGAUCUGUGGCUGGUAGCUAUGACAAUGAAGCUGUAGCAAUAUUUGCUUUGAUCUUCACUUUUUAUCUUUACAUAAAGACACUGAACAUGGGAUCGCUCUUUUAUGCCACCUUGAAUGCACUAUCGUACUUCUAUAUGGUUUGCUCUUGGGGAGGUUACACCUUCAUUAUUAAUCUUAUUCCUAUGCAUGUGCUUCUCUGCAUUGUAACCGGUCGUUAUUGUCCUCGGUUGUACAUUGCAUAUGCUCCUCUUGUUGUCUUGGGAACAGUCUUAGCUGCAUUGGUGCCUAUUGUUGGAUUUAAUGCAGUCAUGACAUCAGAACAUUUUGCAUCAUUUUUGGUAUUUAUUGUUAUCCAUGUGGUUGCUCUUGUUUACUAUAUCAAAGGGAUUCUCUCUCCAAAAAUGUUCAAAGUGGCUGUAACACUUGUUGUAUCUGCUGGCCUUGCAGUGUGUUGUGCCAUGAUGGCUGUUCUCAUAGCAUUGGUCGCUUCCAGUCCAACUAAGGGAUGGAGUGGACGGAGUUUGAGUCUCCUUGAUCCAACUUAUGCCAGCAAAUAUAUACCAAUUAUUGCUAGUGUUAGUGAACAUCAACCGCCUACAUGGCCAUCGUACUUUAUGGACAUUAAUGUCUUGGCAUUCUUGGUUCCAGCCGGUAUUAUUGCAUGCUUUUCACCUUUAUCUGAUGCUAGCUCCUUUGUGGUCCUCUACAUUGUGACAUCUGUUUAUUUCUCUGGAGUCAUGGUGCGCUUGAUGCUUGUACUUGCUCCGGCAGCAUGUAUCUUGUCUGGGAUUGCCCUCUCUCAAGCUUUUGAUGUUUUGGCCCGAUCAAUCAAAUUUCAACUACCUGGUUUUCCAACAAAUUCUGAAGUUGAUGCAGGGGAUAGUAAUCCUAUUACUGUUGAAGCAAAAAAUAAUGCGCCUAAAACUGAUAAAACUGGAGAGCCAUCAAAGGAUCGGCCCUCAAGAAAGAACAAGAAGAAGGGAAAGGAGCAGGCAGAAAGGCCUUCUGUCAAGGGUAAACCUGAAAAGAAGAGGCUUCUGGUUUUACCAAUGGGAGCAUCGAUUCUUGCUCUUCUACUACUUGUGUUGCUCAGUGCCUUCUACGUGGUUCAUUCUGUUUGGGCGGCAGCAGAAGCUUACUCAGCCCCUUCAAUUGUUUUAACAUCUUAUUCACAUGAUGGUCUACAUGUUUUUGAUGAUUUUAGAGAAGCUUAUGCUUGGUUGAGCCACAAUACUGAUGUGGACCAUAAGGUUGCAUCAUGGUGGGACUAUGGAUAUCAAACCACUGCUAUGGCCAACCGUACUGUCAUAGUUGACAAUAAUACUUGGAAUAAUACUCAUAUUGCAACUGUUGGUACUGCCAUGUCAUCCCCUGAAAAGGCAGCUUGGGAAAUUUUCAACUCAUUGGAUGUUAAAUAUGUUCUUGUUGUCUUUGGAGGUCUUGUUGGUUACCCCAGUGAUGAUAUUAAUAAGUUUUUGUGGAUGGUCCGUAUUGGAGGGGGUGUGUUCCCUCAUAUCAAGGAGCCUGAUUACCUGGUAAAUUCUUUUCUCUAGCACACUGUUAAGGAAAAUAAGAAACACUUACCUUUGGGCUUCGUAGGAAUACAAGGUUUCUGCCUUUUGCUAAGAAUCUAGCUGGUGUCUCUGUUCUCUGCCAAUUUCUUUUCCUUAUAAUUGUUAUUAACUGUUCCAUUUUAUGCCAUCUACCUAAAGAGAGAUGGUCAGUAUCGGAUUGACUCUGAGGCUACUCCAACCAUGCUGAAUUGUCUCAUGUACAAACUCUCAUAUUACAGGUUUGUGGAGACUGGUGGGAAAGGAUUUGAUAGAGUUAGGCAAACAGAGAUUGGCAAGAAAUAUUUCAAACUUACUCAUUUUGAGGAGGUAUUCACAACUCACCAUUGGAUGGUUCGGAUAUACAAGCUGAAACCUCCAAAAAACAGGAUUCCGGGAAAGUUGAAGAAAUCAAAAUCAAAAUCUAGCUCAAAAAGAAGUGGAACACGGAAGAAUCCUUGGUACUGAUAUUUUGGGUCAGUUAUACGAGUACAUGCAAGAGAACCUAUAGAGAGGCUUGCACACACGGUAGGUGAUUCCUGCACUUGAGAAAUUUUGCAUAUGAUAUGAUCCACCAAGAGGAUUUUGCAGGUUCCAAUCAUCUAUGUAAUAUUUAACACAGUUUUUAGGAAACACAGAUAAAUUUUGCAAUUUUUGUUUUCUUGUUUAUUUAGAUUUAUAGAUGAUUGUGAUGGCUCAGUUCUAAUAUGUUAAAGUUUCCUUCCAACUUCUUCUCUUCAAUAUUAACCCCAUCAUAUAACAUGCCAAAAUUUUAAAUUAAACAAAAGUUUACACC